UGCUAGCUCAUCCGUAACGUCAGAGCCCUUCCCCGUAACUCGGCCCAGCAUGGAGCGGUCAACACAUAUAUAAGCUGUUCAUGUAACAUCGAUGGCGCAGUUUGCUCUCUGCAUGUUCGUGGCGUCCGUUCCAACGGGUACGAUGAUCACCCUGGGUGUCGGCAGGGUUCGCUGCCACGCGUUCGCUGCCAUGACAGUGUUUCUGGUGCUAGCCGCAGUGACGGGAGUGCAAGCUCGCUGCCCUCCCAAGUCGGGUGUCUUGAGUACCUGCGACUACACCGUAUGCUCUCCCGCGGGGUGCGCUGCCCAAGGUAUGGAGUGCUGCCCGAAACCGUGCGGUGGGAGCUGGUGCGUCAAAGGUAUAGGUCCGCCACCCGAAUUCUCCGAGAUCUGUCCACCAGAGUUUACUUGGGCCCAGGACUGCCUUGAGCCGAGGAAUAACACUACUUGUGAACAACUGAACUGCCUCAAGGUGGGAUCCAUCUGCUGCCGCAAUGGCUGCAAGGAAAACUACUGCUACCUCGUUCCUGGGAGUUCCAAGUGAGGCCCU
Messenger RNA from Dermacentor andersoni, 550 nucleotides. NCBI's taxonomy places the organism in Eukaryota, Metazoa, Arthropoda, Arachnida, Ixodida, Ixodidae. The record is from RefSeq and is a predicted model, not a curated record.